Messenger RNA from Capsicum annuum, 3079 nucleotides. RefSeq lists its product as uncharacterized. The record is from RefSeq and is a predicted model, not a curated record. The transcript has 9 exons. Lineage: Eukaryota; Viridiplantae; Streptophyta; Magnoliopsida; Solanales; Solanaceae. The coding region runs from base 934 to 1911 and encodes 325 amino acids.
UCUCUUCAUUGUUGAUUUUUUCCUUUCUCUUUCACAGUAUGUUCAUAGUAGUAAUACUAAUAGAACACUGCACUGGUGUGCUAUUUGAAAUUCUAAUUUUAUCGCCUGUAUGACUUCUUAGUUGUGUGAUUAAUAAGUUGAACUCCAACCAAAGUGUACAAGAUCAGUACAGUUUCAGCUCUUGCCUCGCUACCUCAACAUCAAUACACAACAUAAAAGAUUUUCCAAAAAGAAAACACCCACAUAGUAACAGUACCUUUUGGUAAAUCCAUCUGUUGCAGUGACUCUGUAAUUUGGGAAUUAAAUCAGCAAAGAGGUACUAACUGUUGCUAUCCUAUUUACCUUUUUUCUUGAUUGUUGGUCAAUCACUUUUCUGUCGUUUUGUUUCUGCUUUUGGAUCAAUUUGUUGACAAAUUGAUUAAUCCGUCCUUUCUAAUUUGUUCGCUCUCUUUUGGAUGGACGACCAAUUUAUGACAUGUUACCUUUCAUUUCGCUUAACUACAUUGUUUAAAAAGAAGAAGUUUGUAUGGAUCAACAAGGUUCGUUUGAAAGCUAUGAAUUUUUGUUCGGUAUAUACUAUUCUUUUUCAAACUAAAGUUAUAUGUACAGAUAUCUGAAGUAGUGAAGUUCUUUGUAUAGAUUGAGUGGGUUGGUUCAAAAGCUUCGAAUUUUCGUUCGGCAUAUGUUUCUCUUAUUCAAACUGACAUUAUCUGUACAGAUUUCUAAAAUAUUGGUACAACUUGAUACAUUUUCUGACAAAGGAAUCAGGAGACUAGAUUUUCCAGCCAGCUGUAACAUUUUCGGCUGCUGGCUUGCAACACCCACUGCUCUUUCAUCCUGUACCAGCAACUUUUAUCAGUUUUUCUCUCUCUUAUUAUGUAUGUUGAUACCUAAUUCAGCUUCUAUUUUGACAAUGCAACAGCGGAUACCAUAAUGGAUCAGAGACUUCUUGUGGACUCCAUCACAAAAGAAACUACAGACUGGACCUGCAAGGUUCAGGAACAACAGGUUUCCAUAGUGAUAUACGAUGAAGACAUUCCCAGAUACGACAACUUGUUCCUUCUUUUCCACACAUAUCUUGUUUCUUGUGCGAAAGUUAGGGAUCCUCGUAGUUACUCGAUACGAGCUGGUACAUACGGAUGGGUAGCUGACAAAUACACAAUUGUUGAACCAAUUAUUGACAAUGAUGGAUUGGAAGCACCACUGCCUGCUCCAGAAAAGUUAAGCACACUUCUUUUCUCAGCGAUUGAGCAACAACACCCAGGUGUUGAAUUUGAUUUACUGGCAGUAGUAGUUAACUGCAGCGCCCUGCAAUACACAGCUGACCAGAGCAAACACUUUCGGGAAGCGAUUGUGAUUGAUCAAAGCAAGACACCUUUUCUAUUUACCAUAUGGGAUGACCUAGCUGACAAUGAGGGAACAACCUUGUUGGAUCACCUACACGAGCAUCCAGUGAUUCUUGCCAAGCAUAUAGGCGUCACUGAAUUCCGUGCUCUGAGAUUGGCAACAAGAUAUCAAACAACAAUUUUACCAAAUCCUCAAGGCAAUUACCCUGAUGAACUGGGUGAAGCAGAACGCACAAAUGUUGUCAUCUACUUCUCAUCAUCAACCUCCUCACUCAAUCUUGCACCUAUUGAAGAUCAAGUACAAUCUGUAUCCACCAUUCCAGAAUCGCUGUCUACGGUACAGACAGUUCAUGUAGAAGGCAGAAUAUCGCUUCCCGAUCAUUCUCAAUCAUUUUACUUGCUUGGCUGUUCACACUGUAAUCAAGAUGUACGUCCUAAAACAAAAAAAAAAUGGUCCACUGCUUCUACUGUAUACUACAUCGGCCAUUGGUCCCCAGGUGCCACUUCAACAUUGACAUCACAGAUUUCAGCGGGACAAUUACAACAACAAUGUCAGAAGCGUUAGCAGAAAGAAUACUGUCCCUAACUGCCAACCAAAUAUAUGAUAAAGUUGCUGUCCAGGUAUAAAAAUACAUACUAUUACCUACUGCGAAACUUCUCUUGCAAUUUUAUUUUACCACUAACUCCUAUUUAACGUACUAUCUUUUACCUUUUCCACUUAGAAACAACCACUGUCUAUUGCCGGUAUAAAUCGCCAAGAUCGUAAACUGUUUAAACUUCAAUUACAAAAGUCAGCUUUCAGAUUUCCAGACCAAAAAGCAGAUGCGCUAGCAGUUGCGUCAUUCACUGAAACAGAACAAACAGGUAAGAGGCAGAAAAUUGAACCAUCCGUACCCACGAAAAAAGAUUGAAGGUAACAGUACUUUGAUAUUUCAUCUGCAUUCUCUAUUCUCAUUUUCCGAUGGUUCUUCACACUUCAAUUAUACUGGAAAAACUGGAUUACUAUAAUUUAAUUUUGAGCUUUUGGAUGCGAUUUCCCUUUUGUGAUGAUUAAAGAGAAAUUUUAUUUUUAUUUUUCAAUUUGAAGUAAAUAGUGUUGUGUAAUUGGAAUUGUAUGUGCUAGCCCUAAUUUUCCUGUGUACUACAGUUACAAUAGAGAUAAGGUGUGUAUGGAUCCUCUUACGUUAUGCGUACCUGACUAGACAAAUUAAAAGGUGUAUGUUUUACUUCGUCAUCUGACUUUAUACGAUUAUGUUCCUUCUCAUCACCUCCACAAAUAAAUAACAUGUUCAUCCCAUUCACUUUUUUGGUAUGUCAUAUGCCUGUAGCUAUUCACGGAUUAAAUACCCUUUCUUUAUAUACUAUUUCACAUGAUUAAUUGCCCUUUCAUAUUUAAUUAUUAUAUAUGUUAGUAAUAUGUUAUAUGUCACUGUAUACAUACUAAUGUUACUGAGGCAUCACUUAUUCUUUCUUCUUCUGCAGCUGUAACUGUGUAGCAACCUUUCUUCACAUUUUGCUUAGCACUAUCCACUUCAUCAGAUGGUAUAGCAUGUACAGAUGCACUUUGCUUCCCUAUACCAGCAUCAGUCUAGCAGACUGCCUGAACUAACUUUUUGUCUUUUGAUCUAAACAACAAUAGACAUUUCAAUGUACAACCACUGUUUAUCGCUUUUGUCUUUUGAUCUAAACAACAAUAGACAUUUCAAUGUACAACCGCUGUUUACUGUGGCACA